UCGUUCCAUAUCUACCACUUUACCACCGAUUCUCAAUCGUAAAAUUUUAGUCGAGCUGCCCGGUUGGGAGCGGACGAUUUGGAUGCUAUUCGAACGCGAACGGGCUUGUUGUUUUUGCUGCUGUUAUUGGUUGUUGUUGUUUUUGGUGGUUUAGUGAAGCGGUUGGGGCCCCCACCACACAAACACACGAACACCUCCACAAAAAAUACAAAAACACCUACACACACUCGCGCGAUACACACACACGGUUGUGAUUUGGCGGGCACUUGUAUGCGUGUGUGUACAUACAACAAAAAAGUAAACGAAAUUCGGAGUGGAGAGAAAGAGAAACAGAAAACAGCAAACAAAAUAGUCGGAAAACCGAAAAACCAAAACAUAGUGCACAUUAAUUGAAAAAAAAAAAAGUGAAAAACGUUUUCUGAUUUCAAAGAUUUCAAGAUUUUAUUUGUAUCCGUGUGUGUGAGUGUGUGCGUGCAGCAACAAACACCAUCACACACAUACAUACAAGAGAAGGCGAAGAAGAAGAAGAAGCAAAGCAGAGAGAAGUUGAAAAAAUGUGCGGCAGUCCAAAGCAGAUGAUGUAAACUUUGUUGUAACCAAAAAAAAAAAUACAAAAAAAAAGAGAAACAGAACUGGAAUUUUGAUUUGAAAAAAAAAAAAAAUUGAAAAGAAAAGUUUUUGGAAAAUCCCGCCCCAAAAAUGAUGCCCGAAACCGAACCGGAGAGCUGCAACAAGGAGUGGCUGCAAUCGCAGCUGAGAUCCUUGGAGGCCAAGGAGCUAAUCCUGUUGGAUUGCCGCGGCUCCCAGGAGUACAGUGAGUCCCAUAUCCGUGGCGCCGUCAAUCUGUGCAUCCCGAGCAUUGUGCUCCGGCGUUUGGCGGCCGGAAAAAUCGAUCUGGCAUCGACGAUCAAGUCGCCGGAGCUGAAGGAUCGCAUCCAGACGGGCUACAAGCUCUGCCUCUUCAUCCUCUACAAUGGCGAGGGCGUGGCCCCGGGUCAGGGGCAGGGUCAGGACGUGGCAGGAGCCGGAGCAUUCGCCGUGGCCAUGGACUCCAUCAUCAGUAUCUUGCAUCGCCGCCUCAAGCAGGACGGAUGUCGCGUUGUGGCACUGCAAGGUGAGUCCAUCCCCUCCCCCUCCCCAGGAAUGUCAACUAUUUGUGUAGUUUCCAAUGGCUUCUUCAGUUUUCGCCAAGCAUUUCCGGAGUGGUGCGAGGAUGAUAAUCAGGCGCACAACAAAGAAAUGGAAUCUAGUCGCAAAGUAAAGACCGAUCAGUUAAUGGGUCUUAGAUCCCUACGCAUUUCCACACCGCAUUCCGAUUCCGCGUGCAGCAGUUCGGCCGAGUCAUCGGACUGCGAGAGCACCUCCCACCAUCACCACCACCACCACCAUCAUCAUAACUUCAACGAGGCGCCCGUGGAGAUAAUCCCGGGACUACUCUUCCUGGGAAAUGCAUCGCACAGCUGCGAUUCGAAUGCAUUGCAAAAGUACAAUAUUAAGUAUGUGCUGAAUGUCACACCGGACUUGCCGAACGAGUUUGAGAAGUCGGGCAUCAUCAAGUAUCUGCAGAUUCCAAUUACCGAUCAUUAUUCCCAAGAUUUGGCCGUUCACUUCCCAGAUGCCAUACAGUUUAUAGAGGAAGCGCGCUCGGCGAACUCGGCGGUGCUGGUCCACUGCCUGGCCGGGGUGUCGCGCUCGGUGACCGUGACGCUGGCCUACUUGAUGCACACCCGUGGCCUCAGUCUCAACGACGCCUUCAUGAUGGUGCGGGACAGGAAGCCGGACGUGUCGCCCAACUUCCACUUCAUGCAGCAGCUGCAGUCCUUCGAGAGCCAACUGCGCCUCAGUCCCGGCGACGGGAAGGCCAUGGAUGAGUCCGGGAUGAUGGGACAGAAUAUGGGCCAUGGAUCGGCCGGCUCCAACAAUCCGAUGGCCAAUGUGCUCGCCACCAAUCCCAGUGUGGUGGCCCAGCGUUGCGGCCGCGGCUCCAAGUUCUCGUGCAAUUGCAUCGCACCGGACUGCAAGUGCAUGCAGACGGGCGGGUUUAUUGCGGCCCACCUGGCCAAGGCCACCGGAGUGUCGCCCGACUCCGGCAUCGAGUUCGAUCGCUGGACACCGUCCUCGGACACGGGUCUCAAAUGAGACCAGGUGGGCGGGAAGAGUUUCGUGCUGCCGCCCAGUCAGGAGAUCGCAGCCGCCGUCGCCACAUCGCCGCCACCCAUUGCCCUGGCCGUGAAUCCGGACAACAUGUCCCCGGCCAGCACCACCAGCUCAUCCACCUCGACCACGACCACAGCGGAGGCGGUUUCUGUCGUAGAAGUUGUACGAGAUCGAGAUCGGGAUCGGGAUCAGGACAUGGUCGAAGACGAGCCAGAGGUGGAGGUGGAGGAGAACAAUGACGAGGAGUCGGUCUAGAUGGCAGAGCUAUUCCUAACUUGGUUGUCGCUGAAACGCCCGUUAAAAUAAUAUAUUAAAUACAUACAUAUGAGCCGCGUAUAUAAUAAGGGUAUGCCUUCGAACUCUGGAACUUUAAUUUCCGACAAAAUCUUAAAUUGUGCGACAGUUGAAGCGGUGUACCCAACGUCUAUAUAUAUAUAAUAUUAAUAAAAAUAAUUAAUAUAAUGUUUAGUACAUUUUUAAGGUCUAAUGCAAAUGAAGUUUAAUGUUAUCCACACACACAAAACACACAAAAAAAAACAGAAAACACCGACAACAAUAGAUUGAAAAUGGAUUGAAAAACGAGAAACUAAAAUAUAUGAAAUAUAUUUAUAUAUAAACAGUGUACAUGUUUGUAUUUAACUCCUAAGCCAAGUCAAGAGUAUAUACAUGAAAGUCAACCAGAAAAAAAAAAAACAAGAAACAAAUAUAAAAAAUAAACAAUUUAAACUUUAAAACGUUUUUUCUAGGCAUAAAGUUUUAUUUUUAAUUUUAAACUUUACUAAAAACUCGAAAAUCGUUUAUAAAUGUAAAAUUUGUUAUAUAAGGAGAUAUAUAUAAUAUAUAUAUAUAUAUACCUACCAUAUAAUUACUGAAUGCCAAGUCAUAUAAGUGUAAAAGUGAACUAAAAUCCCGAAUAUCGAAGAAUUUUUAAAAUUGAUGCGAAAGCAAAAAACACUAAAACGAAGAAAAUAAAAUACAAGAAUUUGCACAAAAAAAAAACAAAACAAAAAACACAAAAA
Drosophila ananassae is the source of this 3176-nucleotide messenger RNA. It is a transcript of the gene Mkp3, whose product is annotated as dual specificity protein phosphatase Mpk3. Gene Ontology annotation, biological process: negative regulation of MAPK cascade; protein dephosphorylation. Bases 700 to 2139 code for a protein of 479 amino acids. Gene Ontology annotation, cellular component: cytosol; cytoplasm. The record is from RefSeq and is a predicted model, not a curated record. The transcript has 5 exons. Lineage: Eukaryota; Metazoa; Arthropoda; Insecta; Diptera; Drosophilidae. Gene Ontology annotation, molecular function: protein tyrosine/threonine phosphatase activity; MAP kinase tyrosine/serine/threonine phosphatase activity.